GUCGUAGGACUAUGCUAGACUAUGAAAUACUGUUUACUGCACACGAAUCCCCUGUUUACGGAUCCUAUCCUGGAAACAGAUCUCAACCUGAACCUGGAGAUAGGGUUGGAGCUCAAGCUGAAGCUGGAGAUGAAUAUCUUGUAAAACCCGAUCUACCAUCCUGGGUCUUUGUAAUCUGUUCUGUGUACCUGAGCGUUCUGUUCUUCUGCAGUGUUACUCUUAACUUAUCAGUUAUUGUACUGUACUGCAAAAAAAAACAG
Messenger RNA from Eurytemora carolleeae, 260 nucleotides. Its product is annotated as visual pigment-like receptor peropsin. The record is from RefSeq and is a predicted model, not a curated record. Lineage: Eukaryota; Metazoa; Arthropoda; Copepoda; Calanoida; Temoridae. Gene Ontology annotation, cellular component: membrane.